UGUUUGGCUGACGGCAGGAUGGGGAAGGUGGCGGCCCUCGGUGCCGAGCUGGGCGUGCGGCUCGCCCUGUUCACGGCCUUCCUGGUAACGGAGCUCCUCCCUCCCUUCCAGAGGCUGAUCCAGCCAGAGGAGAUGUGGCUUUACCGGAAUCCGUAUGUGGAAGCCGAGUAUUUCCCCACCAAGCCCAUGUUUGUCAUUGCAUUUCUUUCCCCACUGUCCCUGAUCCUCUUGGCCCGAUGUCUCAAGAAGGCUGGUGCGACCGACAGCAAACAAGCCUGCCUGGCUGCCAGCCUUGCCCUGGCUCUGAACGGUGUGUUUACGAACACAAUAAAACUGAUCGUGGGCAGGCCACGCCCAGACUUCUUCUACCGCUGCUUCCCCGACGGGCAAGCCCAUUCCGACUUGACGUGCACAGGGGAGAAGGACGUGGUGAAUGAGGGCCGCAAGAGCUUCCCUAGUGGACAUUCUUCCUUUGCAUUUGCUGGUCUGGCCUUCGCUUCCUUCUACCUGGCAGGGAAGUUACAUUGCUUCACACCACAAGGCCGUGGGAAGUCUUGGAGGUUCUGUGCCUUUCUGUCCCCUCUCCUCCUUGCAUCUGUGAUUGCGCUGUCCCGCACAUGUGACUAUAAGCAUCACUGGCAAGAUGUACUAGUUGGAUCCAUGAUUGGCCUGACAUUGGCCUAUGUCUGCUACAGGCAGUAUUAUCCUCCUCUGACGGACGCGGAAUGUCAUAAACCAUUUCAGGACAGACUUGGACUGCCCACAGCACAGAAGCCUGGUGACCCUUAUCAUUUUAGUAUUUAGAAAUUAGAACUACCUCAAUGGAGAUUAGGUGCGGCAGCCCCUCUAAACUGCCCAAGACAAGAAUGUCUGACCUGUUAACUCUUAAGAGAUACAGGUGAGGACACAGCACUUCAUUCUGUCUCCAUAUAUUUAUGCAGUUUUGCUCACAUGGAUUUGUCAAGAGUCCAGGUUCAAGGUUCAUUUUCACGACUCUGUGCCACACAUUCUGAUAAAAAGAUCUUCCAGUAGCCUGCCAGAUUGGUAUCCCAGGAUCUACAGUGUUUCACAUUUAACUUAAAUGCCAUUCUUGAAGGAUCUUUCACAAAGAAGCCUUUACAUACCCUAGAACCCACAGUUAAAUUUCCAUUUUCCAUAGCUCAGACUCUUCAAACCCAGGGCACGACCAAUUAAAUUAUUUUGGUUCUGUUUACUUUCUCUAGUGACAAUUCCAUCAAGCUUUAAAUAGGAAAAUGUCCAGUUCUCGCUUCUUUACCGCCUUACACGUGUGUCUUAUCUAAAUCUAGCUAACACACUGCUGUCCAUUUUGAAUCCUGUGGGCAUAAAUUAUUUACUGAACCAGUGAAUAAUUUUUUUAAAUGGUAAAGACAAAUGAGGUGGAAAUCAUUAGUUGCUAGUAUUGAAACCACACUCCUGAACUGUGUUCAUGAGCCACUUUCCAUCCGUGUAUGACUGAAGAUCUGCCCAAAUGCAUCAAUUCUGCAACUGGCUAAGGCAGGAAAGAAUGUUCUUGUCUGGAGAACAAAUGAACUUUUUCUGUCCCUUCUUCAUAAUGGGAUAUAAGGAACAAUUACAGGACAUCAUCAGAACUGAUGCUACUGGACCAACAACUGCCCUUCUCUUUGUGAUUAUACUUUAAAUAUGACCUUGUCUGAUGUGUUUCUUUCUACAUUUUCAAUGUAUCUUUUUCCUUAAAUAAAUGUGACAAAGAAAACGGUGAA
Neogale vison (American mink) is the source of this 1742-nucleotide messenger RNA. It is a transcript of the gene PLPP5, whose product is annotated as phospholipid phosphatase 5. Gene Ontology annotation, biological process: phospholipid metabolic process. The record is from RefSeq and is a predicted model, not a curated record. NCBI's taxonomy places the organism in Eukaryota, Metazoa, Chordata, Mammalia, Carnivora, Mustelidae. Gene Ontology annotation, molecular function: phosphatidate phosphatase activity. The coding region runs from base 19 to 804 and encodes 261 amino acids. The transcript has 7 exons.